Messenger RNA from Pseudogymnoascus verrucosus, 4311 nucleotides. RefSeq lists its product as uncharacterized. The record is from RefSeq and is a predicted model, not a curated record. The transcript has a single exon. Lineage: Eukaryota; Fungi; Ascomycota; Leotiomycetes; Thelebolales; Thelebolaceae. The coding region runs from base 2618 to 3835 and encodes 405 amino acids.
CCCCUUCCUUCCCCUCUCUCUCUUUUCUCUUGGGAAAAGCUUCCUUCCAUCCAUCAAUCCAGCCAUCGAUGAAUCGUUAAGAGGAUCUUUCGAAGGGUUUCAUAUCCCUUCUACUUCUUCGUCGUCCUUUUACUUCAAUUCCUCCUCGCCGCCGAUUAACAUCCCUUGUCACUCUAUCCCCUCAUCAUCCCCAUCCCCUCAUUCCUCCCUCCUCCACUCCUCCACUCCUCCUCUUCUCCCCGCUCCUACCUCGGAGCUCCAUCUAUCUGCCCCUCAAUCGUCAAUCGUCAAUCAUCAAUCAACCACCCCCGCCAUUCCCAUCGUCAGAAAUCGUCAAUUUACCUCGCUCUGUACGUACUGUACAAGCAUCACACCCAAUCCACCCCCCUACCUACCGCAAUAAAAAAUUUAUAACUCCAGACGCGUACUGUACAUACGACACGACAAAUUGAGCCCAACCACUUCAGCCGGAGCAGCAAGGACUCGAUUGAUUGAUUGAAGGAUAUUCCUGGUAACAACAGAGUCUAGAGCAGAGAGGCGUUCUGUCUGUCAGCAAAGCAAGCAAGGAAGGGCAUACUUUAUACUCGGCGCCAUCAAUUCCCUCACUCUCCACUCCGUCAUUGGGCAUUGGAGAAGUCUUAUACUUUAUACCUCGUCCGUCUUGGUCUCUUUUAUACCGCACUCAAAUCACUUAUACCUCAUCCACUCAUACCUCGUCCACUCGAUCUUUUAUACCUCACUCAAUCACUUAUACCUCGCUCACGCAUCCACUCAUCCACUCAAUCAAUCCCUCGUCCUCGCUCACUCAUCCACUCAAUCCCCCGUCCUCGGUCAUUUGAGCAAGGAGUCAUCACACAUCACAUAUCACACAUCUCACAUCUCACCAUCGUCCAUCUCGCCAUCCAGGUUACGACAUUAGCUUCGACUCGGCGCCAGCCUGAUAACUUUUGACAACUCUGACAACCUUGACAACCACAACCACAUCCACAAACAACAACUCCUCGACACCACUACCCACCUCGCUUCACAUCGGGUCAACUGCUCGAAGAAGAGUAGAAAGAAACAGCUCAAGCUCCACGACGAUCGAUUUCAAGCACCCGCUGUCCACUUAUUCGACUACUUCGACGAAGCUACUUACGUACCUACUACCCUGCCAACUGCAUCUCCAUACCCAUCCACAAAACCCCACCAAUCCACUCAAAAUCAUCCAGCCAACCAGCCACAACCAGCCAACCAGGUCAACAAGCAACAAAGUACAGCCCAAUACAGUCCAGUACAGUCCAGAAUUCCAGUGGUACCUUUCUUACCCCUCCACCUAGGUCACUCGGCCAUUCUCUUCCCCCAUCUUUUUUGCAUCGAAACCUCUCUCCGCUAUCCUAUCCGCUAUCCUUCUCCGCUAUAAUCCCCCAAUUCGACCCAUCGGCCCCAUCGAAAUAAAUAUCCGCGCGAUCACGCUUCAACGCCAUCAACCAGCUACAGAGCACUAUACUACACUACAAAACACACUACAGUAUACUACAGUAUACUACAGCAUACUACACUACUCUCCAGUCUCUCCAGACACACAACAGCCACACAACCCCUCCACGCCACUCCACAAUCACAAUCCACCAUCCCACCAUCCCACCAAAAAGUCAAAGGUCACUUUUAAAGGUCACGACAACUCACGAGAACCCUCACGACAAUCUUGGACGAAUCUAACAACAAUUUACAAUUUACAUCUUCUCAUCCUCCCCCGACUCUCACCGCCUUCAUCCUCCGCCAUUCCCAUUGGACAGCACUCCUCAAAACCCUUCAAAACCCUUUCGAACCCCCAACAAACUUUACGCAACACCACCAAAAAACAACCAACACCACGUGAAAGUUACGGCGGGCGGAAGUGACGGAAGACUACGGACAGUGGGACAGUGACCCCGACCCUUCAUGUCCCUGCCGUUAGCAGCCUGCGCGUGCGUGACCUCCAGUUCUCAUUACCAAAUAUCCCACGGCGAUUGAUCUAGCCCGUCCAACCAUAACGACCGUUCAGACGCCGAAAGUCCCAAAACUACCCAAGACCACCCAAAACCAUCAAAACUACGGAGUACUCAAAAAAAAGUACCCUCAACCCCUCCACACCCCCGGCGUCCACCGAAAAUCAAAUCCCCUCGGGACCAUCGCUGACCUGACCACCCCCCGGACAGGGAAAAAAUUAAAAAUAAACAUCGUGAACUCUCUUCGUUUAUUUACUACUUCUACUUCUCUUUUUCCCCCUUUUCCAUAAUCCUUAUCCCCCCUCGCCGACUCAGAGCGAAAGAGUUUCCUCUCACACGACCGACUACCCCGCCAUACACGCGCAAUCCGACCUAAAAACCCCUCCAAAAAAUCACACCACACCACUCCACACAACACACACACAACCCCGCGCGAAUCUCACCUGCUGAGAGCUGCACGCACUACCAACCCGCUGCACGCACACGCCUCAAAACUCAAUCGCUCACUUGCAGCUUCCCACCCGCCAUUGGCCGGCCCUCGACACUCAAACACCUUCGAACACCACGACCCCUCCAUCAGCGCCCAGCCACAAAGAAAAAAGAAAAACGAAACCGAAAUCGAAAUCGAAAUAACACACACAACAUUCAUGCCCUCCGCCACGCCACGCCCCAGCGACCUGCCCCUGCGCCCGCGCCCCUCCCCCCCAGCCGCCGCCUCAAAGGCCUCCCCCGCCUCCCUACCCGUCCACCCCCCCCACACCCCCAUGACCCGCACGAUCGCGGUCGUCAACUCGAGCGGGCGGCAGGCCGCGUCGCUGAUCCGCGUCGCGAGCGCCGUGGGCUACCGGGUGCGCGCGCAGCUGCGCAACCUCGAGGGCAUCGUGGCGCAGGAGAUCGCGGCGCUGCCCAAUGUGUCCGUCUUCGUUGGCGAGCUGGCGCCGCGCGCGGAUAAGGGGCGCGUUAAUACGGCGCUGAUCCGCGAGCUGUUUCAGGGCGCGCAGGUCGCUUUCAUUAAUACUACGUUCUGGGGGGAUGAGGUGGCUAUUGGGACCGCGCUCGCGGACGCAGCGAAGGAGGCGCAGAUCCAGCACUACAUCUACUCCUCGAUGCCGGACCACUCGCUGAUCUCCCCCGACUGGCCCGCCCUCCCCCUCUGGGCCUCCAAAGCCCGCGUCGAGUCUUACAUCCGCUCCCUCGCCCUCCCCGCCACAUUCGUCGACACAGGAAUCUACAACAACAACUUCACCUCCCUCCCCUACCCCCUCUUCUGCAUGGCCCUCCAACCCGACGGCUCCUUCACCUGGCGCGCCCCAUUCCACCCCGACGCUCCCCUCCCUUGGUUAGACGCCGAACACGACGUCGGACCCGCCGUGCUACAACUCCUCAAGAACGGACCCCCCGCGCCCGGAUCCCCACCAAAUAGAAUCGCACUAGCAUACGAGCGCCUCUCCCCCCGCGAAGCCUGCCGCGCCUUCUCGCGCGCCCUGCGCAGACCAGUCCGCUACGAGCGCGGCCCGAUCGAAAUCGCCGUCUCCAUUCCCAGCGGGUACGCCAGACAGCUUCGCGCGCUAGAACAGCUCUUCUCCCUCGGCGGACCGGAUGCGGAGGCUCAGCCGCCGUAUUUUGGCGACCUGGCCCAGGAGGAGAGUGUCCCCGCCGCUGCGAUGGGGUUGUGGGAGGGGUAUAGGGGGUUGGAGGAGUAUGCGAGGGAGGUUUUCCCCUUAGAGGAGGCGGCGAAUGGGUUGACGUGGAUGCAUGAGCCGGUGGAGAGGGUGGAGAGGGGGUUGGAGGGGGAGGAGGAGAGUGAGGAUGAGGAGGAAGGGUUGAUGAUGGGGAAGAGGAGGCAGGAGGAGUGGCUUGCUUGAAUGGUUAGCCAGAAACUGAUGGUCCGUUUUUUAAUUCAUGGCAUGGAAAAUGCAGUGCCUACGGGUUUGGGAAUGGGAGAUGGGACGGGAUAAGGAUGACUAAAAUGGGAACGGAAUGGGAAAUUGGCGGGUCGGGAGGUGCAUCAGGCACGGCGUUGGGAAUAUUUUUUUGGGGGGUCUUUUAAGUGCUACCUUCUUGCUGCUUGCUUGUCUUGCGGAGCCUGCGAAUUAUUUUCUUGGGGAUGGAUGGAAGAUGGGAUGGGAUUAUUGAGAUAUUGACAUACCGUGAGCAUGGAUAGGGAUAUUGAAGUUGUUAAAGAGUGGGUGGGAGUGGGAUAGGAGAUAGUGAGAUGAUAUCAAGACAGACAGGGGUUACAGAGACCGGACUGGGAACACGGGCUGGAUGGGAAACACACCCACACUUGCCCUCACAAUACAAGAAACUUUCACCGCUUCACAACAAAACCUUCCUCCCC